Messenger RNA from Temnothorax curvispinosus, 1138 nucleotides. RefSeq names its product girdin-like. NCBI's taxonomy places the organism in Eukaryota, Metazoa, Arthropoda, Insecta, Hymenoptera, Formicidae. The coding region runs from base 265 to 906 and encodes 213 amino acids. The record is from RefSeq and is a predicted model, not a curated record. The transcript is spliced from 2 exons.
AUCUCAGCAAAAGUGUUUUGUUAUUAUUCUUUAUUUUGAAAUUCAAAAAUAAUUCACAAGUGUGUUGAUUCUUAAGUGCUGCACACACAUUAAAAGAUUCUUAAUCCUUUUCCCAAAUCGAGAGAUUUAGUAAUAAUGCUAGAACAAAAAUUACUUCUUUUAAAGAAAAGAAAUAAUUAAGUACUUUCUACACAGUGGCUGGUUUGAUUGUCAAUUAUAUCAUAUAAAUCAUGUACAUUUCGAGGGUAGGAUAUCCUGCAGACGAUGCAGAAGGAACUUCUGGAAGCUCGUCACGCUUUAUACAGCACGGAGUUAGAGUUGGAGAAAGAGCGCGGUGUCUCGCACGAAUUAAGGAUGCGUCUAAGAGCGGUCACGGAGGUGGUGAAUGAGUCGCAGCAGCAGCAAACGAAAAAUCAGGUCGAGAACGUUCAGCUGCGAGUCAAAUACGAGGCGAUGGCGAAGCAACACGAGUCCCUGAUGAGUCAAGCCGCGGCCGCGAAGGUGCACGAGGCCGAGUGUACAAUCAAAAUUCGGCGCUUAGAGGAGAACCUGCGUCAGAGGGACACGAGUAACAAGAGAAUGGAACAAGCGUUAAAGAAUCUCGAACGUGACGGUUCGCGCGUUAUUACCGCUAUCGAUCAUAAAAUCGCGAAACUUCAAGAGGAGCAUCAACACCUCCAGAAAUCCUGCGAAGAGAUUAUUACCUUCAAUCAACGCUUACAAACCGUCGGUCUGUGCACGCACGCGAUACAUCAAAAGAAUAAAGCGAAAAUCAAAGAUUUGGAACAUAAACUAGCUUCAAUGACAAUCAACAACGCAGGCCCUACGGAAGAAUCCGUAAAUUAUGACACACAUCCGAAGAUAGGAAAAUUAUCUUUGCCAUCCACAUCAAAAACAACAGGAUAGGAUUUUAUCAAUAAAUAUACUGACACGUGUUAUGUACAGGAUUAAUAAAAAAUGUAUUAUAAUAAUCGUUUGUAUAUUUAAGUAUAAGUUGAACAAGUUUUGAUGGUAAAAAUGCAAACUUGCAAGAUGCACAUCAUGACAACCAGCGAACGAAAUAGAUUUGUUUAUUCUUUUUUUUUUUCUUUUACUGCAGAUCCCUGUAAAUGAUCCCUAUUUCUAUAUGCAAAGUAAA